UGGUGCACUCAGCACUGUUGCUGUCAAUCUCAAGGUUUGCGAGGUCGUGUGUCGACAGCACUGUAGCUUGUGAGGAAGAUGGCCGCGGCUAUGGCGGCCCUAUUCACACUGUUGCUCGUCGUGUCGCCGGUUCUCAUCCAUGGAGGCGCUGGAGAUGACCUCAUGACGGCAAUUACGGCGGAUCAGAGGUUGCAUCGUUUCCAUCAGGCUUUAAUCACGACUGGGUUUUCGAAAGAGCUGAUUAGAGCGGUGAACGACAAGCCGGUCACCAUCUUCGCCCCCGUGGCUGACGCCGUCGACGCUGCCACCGCCGCGGGCUCGGUUUCGUGGGACUGCCUGACUUCGACAAAGGCCGGGAAAGCUGCUCUCAAGGAAAAUCUCAAGCAUCAGGUGGUGAACGGCUCGUUCUACACCGUGUGGAAGUUGACGAAGACGAACCAAGUCAUCCCGGCCGACGGAUUUCCGAUCGAAGUAACGUUCGACAAGGCGACCCAUUUGAUCUCCUUGGACGGUUACGUGCACGUCGUAGAGCCUGAGGCGAUCAUCAUGGAGAAUGCAAUCGUGCAUCUCACGGAUGGGGUCAUCGUGACGGACAGCAAUUACGCCCAGAUGGUAGACGCCUGCGGCCAGGCGCAGCCCUCCGCUUCGCCUUCUCUUGGCUUCGCUAGCGGAUUGACGUCCCACGAACUUCGGCGCAUAGAGGUUUUCGUACGUAUUGGGCUUGCAUAUUGGGUUCCAGAACCGCAUGAUGUGACGGGYAGGGYGACACAUGUCCCAGAAAGUGAUUCUGGGACACCCUUGCGUGGCUUCUGUACACCGAUUCAGCCCAUUGGUGGUUUCUCUUUCGGGGUUUCGGGUGAAGAUGAGCACAGUUUGCGCAGUUUGCGGGAGCGUCUAAGGAGGCGUGCCAUUGCAAUGGCGGAAGGGCACUCAUCUACUCCACAUUGUGCACAACAUUUGUCUUUCCACUCUGAUGUAGCUCCACGUGACAACUGUCGUGCUGGGUCUUCUGGUUUGUCACCCAUCACUUCCGCCGACCACAUUACCAGUGCUUCUCCUACGCAGAGGGGGGGGGCUGCCACCACGCCACCGGUGUCAGACGUGGCCGGAGGAGCAGGUGGGUCCUCUUCAUCUCCGGCAGGACAUGGCAGCCCAUAUAGCCCAAGCGUGGCAUCUCAGCAUCAGGUUCCAUCGGAGUACUUGAUAAAUCGGCUAAUUCGAGACAUUGAGGAUGGCAUUUCCCCCGCUCAUAAUGCUGCAGACAUUGCAGCUGCGGACAAUGUCGGUGGCAAUGCAGCUGCCCCUUCACAAACACCUCCUCGCCAAUCCGGUGAUCCGACGCCUGUGAAUUGCACACCCACCCGGGCCAGUGCCCGCGGUGAAUCUAGCGAGAGCCCUUCGGGUGUAGACCGUGAGGCAGGAACUUCUCCUGCUGCACGUCCCCAGGGACAGCAAGGUCGGGCAUGUCCCUCUGAAAAGAACAAGGACCGUUGGGGGGAGGACGAGACUGCAUGGUUGUGCCGGUUCCACAAUGAGGUCAAGUUGCUGAUGAUUGAGGAUACAGAGGCAUACGGACGGGCAGGGGUGAAGGGGAACUUCUGGAAGUUCAUGGAGCUGCGUAUGAAGGAGAAGGGUUACAAUCGCGAUCACGAGCAGUGCAAGAACAAGUUCAACCAAGUGAUAGAGUACUACCGGAAACUCAAGUGUCAUGAGUGAUGGUCCGGACUUUCGAGCUA
Messenger RNA from Chara braunii, 1736 nucleotides. Lineage: Eukaryota; Viridiplantae; Streptophyta; Charophyceae; Charales; Characeae. The record is from the annotation of a GenBank genome assembly.